Brachypodium distachyon (stiff brome) is the source of this 1483-nucleotide messenger RNA. RefSeq names its product acyl-CoA--sterol O-acyltransferase 1. The transcript has a single exon. Gene Ontology annotation, biological process: lipid metabolic process. The coding region runs from base 331 to 1380 and encodes 349 amino acids. NCBI's taxonomy places the organism in Eukaryota, Viridiplantae, Streptophyta, Magnoliopsida, Poales, Poaceae. The record is from RefSeq and is a predicted model, not a curated record.
UAGUGAGAUCUGAGAGAUUGCAACUACAAGGAGUUCCCCGAAAAAAAAAAGCUCUUACGAGGGAGUUCCUGGAACCGAGCCAAGUGGCAUCCAUGAAAACAACUAAGUACAUUAACGUGGCGUCCCGACGUCCAGGACUCCAGGGCCUAGCAAAUAAGCUCAGGACAGAACCAAUAACUAAUGACAGCGAUCCGGACCACCAUAGGCAUGCUGACAGCUCAGAUCACAUGUCGUACAGGUGCUUAACAUUCAUUUAUUGCCUGAUCAGCUGUUUGCACUUUGCGCAGUGAUCCAUCUUCUAGUUCGAUCCGCCGCCACCGAAAAGCGACCAUGGAGUUCCUGCAGGACAGCAUCCCCAUGGUGUACCUGGCCGUCGCAGCCUUCGUGCUGUACGCGCGCGCGUCUUCGUCUCUCCUCCGCCCGGGGCUCCCACGCUUGGUCGCCCUGCUCCCCGUAUUUCCGGUCCUCGCCUCCGCCCCCUUGGCCUUCUCUUCCUCCGCCAUCCUCCGGGGCCUCGCCGGCUUCUUCCUAGCCUGGCUCUGCUCCUUCAAGGUCGCGCUCUUCACCGUCGGCCGCGGCCCGCUCGACCCGGCUCUCCCCCUGCUUCCGUUCCUCUUCACCGCCUUGCUCCCCGUCAAGCUCCGACCAGCAUCCAACAACAAAGCCACAGCCAAGUCGUCCUUCUCCCUCGUUUCUUGCACGGUCAAGGUCGCCAUCAUAGCCGCCGUCGUCCGCCUCUACGAGUACAACGACCAGCUGCAUCUCUACGCCCGCCUCGCGUUGUACGGCGUGCACACGUACUGCUUCCUGGACCUGCUCCUCCCCUGCAUCGCGGCCGCGGGGGGCGCGCUGGGGAUGGAGAUGGAGCCGCAGUUCGACCGGCCGUACCUGGCGACGUCGCUGCGGGACUUCUGGGGCCGCCGGUGGAACCUCAUGGUGUCCGCCAUCCUCCGGCCGUCUGUGUACGAGCCCGUGCGCGCGCGAGCCGGGAACGCCGCGGCGGGGGUCCUGGCCACGUUCCUCGUGUCCGGGCUGAUGCACGAGGCCAUGGUGUACUACCUCAGCCUGCGCUGGCCGCCGAACGGCGAGAUGGCUGUCUUCUUCGUUCUCCAUGGCGUCUGCUGCGUCGCCGAGGAGUGGUUCGUGCGGCGGUGGAAGGCCAGGGGCUGUCCCUCGCCGCCGCGAGCUGUGGCGACGCUGCUGGUUUGGGCGUUCGUCGUGGGCACGUCGUUCUGGCUCUUCUUCCCGGCGUUGUGCAAGGACGGUGUCGAGGAGAAGCUGCUGCAGGGGUGGGCUGCCGUGGCGGCGUUCUUUCGGGACGCCGGCAGAAAGGUUGCCCUGCCCUGUACGAUCAACGGAGUGAUCAGUGAUCAAAAGUGAGAUGUUCGCGGUAUAGAAAAAUCAACUAGCUAUCGAUGCUUGACUUUUCGCUUCCUGAGACAAUCUUGAAUUCUUAGCUCCGGUAAUCUGGUUAAUACAAAAA